AUGCGUAUCCUCCACCCUUUCUGGCUUUCGACCAAUGCUUUGCUACUGCGCCUGGUCACAGCAUCGCCUCUCCCAGAUAUAUCAGAGGAUGCCGGACAGGCUGCCGGGAAAGUUGAAGAUGCCUACCACGAAGCAUCCGACGGCACAAAGAAUGCUUUCGACUCAACCAAGCACUUCUUCACUGGAGAUCCUCAGCCGGCCCCAUUGCAUCUUGCAUCUGGACACCAGUCUUGUACUGCCACCGACAAUGUGUUCUUCAUCUCGUACUCCAUCAACAUUGGCUCCAACUACGACGCUGCGCGAUGCGAAGUUCUCAAGCACAAGCUCAAGCAAGCAGAAGAUGUCAGCCAUUGGCAGUGCGUCGAUGAUAACAGCGAUGGCGCUGCAAAGAAUGGCAGGGGCAUGUACAGGCUGUGGUUCAAUGCCGGAAGGAAUCGAGGCCACGGACUGAGCAGGGCUCUGCAAGAAGAGUUCAAGGAGAUCAAUGCCUUCAAUUGUCCAGGCUGGUAG
Messenger RNA from Cercospora beticola, 510 nucleotides. RefSeq lists its product as uncharacterized. Lineage: Eukaryota; Fungi; Ascomycota; Dothideomycetes; Mycosphaerellales; Mycosphaerellaceae. The record is from RefSeq and is a predicted model, not a curated record.